UUGGAGUCCCGAGAGGGAGAGAGUAAAACGAUGGCGGAUAUUUCUAACUCCAAAACUUUGCAUUCGACGGAUGUUUCUGAUCCUUCACUUGGUGGCUCUAAGCGUUUGCGUAGGGUUCUGCCUCGGCGUAAAACUGAACCCAAAGAGGAACAUACCUGCACAACUAAAGAACUCCAUGAUUUAGUAAGACCGUAUGCAAUGGAUGCCAUAAGUUUUUAUAGCGAAAUAACAGGCACAAAAUAUGAGCUGGUGGAACCUGGUUACAUUGCACAUGCGCUUCUUUUGAAAUGCCUUGUUCACCAUCUCGACUUCACAGCCAAAAAGACUGAUGUUGAUGAUGCUCCAGAGGAGAUAUUUUUUGCUGAACUGACAACUAUCAACAAGGAGAUAAAAAACAAUGGCUGCCGUUAUUGCAUGAAUUACAAUGUUCAGCAUCCUAGGGAUGGAGGAUUCAUGGCUAGGGGUGCUGGAUUAUUCCGUGAUGAGCCUAAUGAUAUUCCCAGAAGGGAACGUAACUCCACAUCUACAGGCAGCCAUGAUGUAGUAAGGCCAUAUGCAGUGGAUGCCAGAAGUGUCUAUAAUGAAAGAACACCUAAAAUUCGUAGGGUUCAAAAUAUGAGCUUGUGCAGCCUGGUUACAUUACGCAUGUGGAUAUCGGGAUAUGCUUUCUUCACCAUCUCGACUUCACGGCUAAAAAGACUGAUGUUGUUGAUGCUCCAGAGGAGAUGUUUUUUUGCUGAACUGACAACUAUCAACAAGGUUAGUUAUGUCAAGGCUUGCAGAUGCAUGGGGCCAAAAAUAGUAAUUUCAGUGUUCAGCAUCCGGGGGUGAAGGAUUCAUGGCUGACGGUGCUGGAUUAUUCCGUGAUUUAUAAAAACUAUAAUUCCCUGGCUUUUGGCAGUGAACUUUUUAUGAACAUAACAAUGUCAGUUGUGUAUAUUGAGACUUAAUAUCUAAAAGUUUGUGAGCAACUCAAGGAUGCAUAUUCAUUUUAAAAAGCUUUGGAGCCUUGAAUGUC
Molecule: messenger RNA, 1018 nt
Organism: Papaver somniferum (opium poppy)
Lineage: Eukaryota; Viridiplantae; Streptophyta; Magnoliopsida; Ranunculales; Papaveraceae
Exons: 7
Coding region: 31-831 (266 amino acids)
Source: RefSeq, a predicted model, not a curated record